Ziziphus jujuba (common jujube) is the source of this 2795-nucleotide messenger RNA. RefSeq names its product SWI/SNF complex subunit SWI3C. The record is from RefSeq and is a predicted model, not a curated record. Bases 204 to 2645 code for a protein of 813 amino acids. Gene Ontology annotation, molecular function: zinc ion binding; protein binding. The transcript is spliced from 9 exons. NCBI's taxonomy places the organism in Eukaryota, Viridiplantae, Streptophyta, Magnoliopsida, Rosales, Rhamnaceae.
CAAAACCAAAAAGACAAAGGUGCGCAAGGUAGAGUGAAGAAGUGCUAUUCUCUCUCUCUCUCUCUGUGUGGCUGUCUCUGACUGUUUUUUCUCUCUAAACCUUCUUCAUUGUGCAUGAGUCUCUGAGUCUCACUUUUUGCACCAAAUCAAAGACCCCACAAAAUUCUACAUACACUUCAAAAUUCCUCCAUACCAAUUGAACAAUGCCAGCUUCCCCUUCCUUCCCUUCAGAUGGUCGCGGCAAAUGGAGGAAGAGAAAGAGAGAGCCCCUAAUCAGUAGCAGAAGACAACAGAAGCACGAAGACGACGACGACGGUGAUGAAGAAGACGCAGAGGACGACCUUGUCGAACAGCGCGAGGACGAUUCGGAGGGACCCAAUCAAAACCAAAACCAAAACCUCCAAUCGGGAACAGCAAACGAUCCAGCAGGUGCUAUGGAGACCGAGGUCUUGGAUGGUGGGGUCCGCUAUUGCGACUUCCCGCCCGUUCUCAGACACGCGGUGAGUCGUCCCCACCAGUCUGUGUUGGCCAUUGUUGCAUUGGAGCGAGCCAAUCACUGUGGUGGGGAUACCAAGCCUCAGGGUCAGGGUCAGGGUCAGGGAAUCCCGUUGUUUCUGGAGAAUUUGUCGUACGGGCAGCUUCAGGCUUUGUCCGCUGUGCCCGCUGAUAGCCUCGCAUUGGAUCAGGACCGAUCGGACGGUGGGAAUUCCGCUUAUGUGCUGACCCCACCGCCGAUUAUGGAAGGCCGUGGUGUUGUUAAGCGCUUUGGGAGCAGAGUUCAUGUUGUCCCAGUGCAUUCAGAUUGGUUUUCACCGGCUACAGUUCAUCGACUAGAGAGACAAGUGGUGCCACAUUUUUUCUCAGGAAAAUCACCUGACCAUACUCCUGAGAAAUACAUGGAAUGCAGGAACUAUGUUGUUGCCAAAUACAUGGAAAAUCCAGAGAAGCGGCUUACAGCUUCUGAUUUCCUGGGGUUGGCAUUGGGCGUUGAUGUUGAAGAUUUAACUCGAAUUGUUCGGUUUCUUGAUCACUGGGGAAUUAUCAAUUACUGUGCUGUGGUACCAUGUCGCGAGCCUUGGAAUAGCAGUUCCUACUUAAGGGAGGAUCCGAAUGGUGAUAUUCAUGUGCCGUCGGCUGCUAUCAAGUCAAUUGAUAGCUUAAUCAAGUUUGACAAGCCCAAAUGUAAGCUUAAGGCAGCUGAUGUUUAUUCCUCACUGCCAUUUCAUGAUGAAAAUGCCUCUGAUUUGGACAACAGAAUCCGUGAGCGUCUAUCUGAAAAUCAUUGCAAUUACUGUUCACGGUCUCUUCACAAUGUGUAUUAUCAGUCACAAAAGGAGGUUGAUAUAUUGCUGUGCUCUGAUUGCUUCCAUGAGGGAAGAUUUAUAAUUGGUCAUUCAAGCAUAGAUUUUAUGCGUUUGGAUUCAACAAAAGAUUAUGCUGACACAGAUGGGGAAAGUUGGACUGACCAAGAAACCUUAUUGUUGCUUGAAGCAAUGGAAUUAUACAAUGAAAAUUGGAAUGAAAUUGCAGAGCAUGUGGGUACCAAGUCAAAAGCACAAUGCAUUCUUCAUUUUCUUCGUCUACCUGUGGAAGAUGGUCUUUUGGAAAAUAUUGAAAUUCCAAGUGUCUCAAUGUCUUCCAACUUGUCAAAUGGAGAUGCUCAUGGAAGAAAGCAUUCAAAUCUAAACGGGGAUAUAGCAGGAUCCUGCCAAGAAGAUGCUGAAUUUGAAAGCUGCUUCCCAUUUGCAAAUUCUGGGAAUCCAGUCAUGGCCAUGGUUGCUUUUCUGGCCUCAGCUGUUGGGCCAAGAGUUGCUGCAGCCUGUGCCCAUGCAUCCUUGGCCGCAUUAUCUGAGGACAAUAGUGCAUCUACUACUGGAAGCAUCAUCCAGACAGAAGGAUCGGGACAUAAUAAUAGGAUGAAUUCAGAGAGUAUGCAUGGUAGAGAUGCUGGUCCUCAUGGAGAUCUUGCAAAUUCCAUUCAGCAUAAAGAAGACAACUCAGCAGCACAUGGUUCCAGGAAUCAAAAUGAUGCAGGGGCUGCUCCAUUAUCAUCCGAAAAAGUUAAAGCCGCUGCUAAAGUUGGCCUUGCUGCUGCAGCAACAAAAGCAAAACUAUUUGCUGAUCAUGAAGAACGUGAAAUUCAGAGACUAUCUGCUAAUAUUAUAAACCAUCAGUUGAAAAGAUUGGAGCUGAAGUUGAAGCAAUUUGCAGAAGUGGAAACAUUUCUAAUGAAAGAAUGUGAACAAGUGGAAAGGACAAGGCAGAGGAUUAUAGCUGAGCGUGGCCGUAUUUUAUCUACACGGGUUGGAUCUUCUGGAGGCACUUCAACUGUGAACCUACCAGGUGUUGGUCCUUCCAUGGUGAACAACAACACAGGUAAUAGUAGGCAACAAAUUAUGUCAGCUUCACCUUCACAGCCAAGCAUAUCAGGUUACAGCAACAAUCAAACCAUACAACCCCAAGUGUCACCAUUCAUGCCACGGCAAUCAAUGUUUGGAUUGGGGCCAAGGCUGCCUCUAGCAGCAAUACAAUCUUCCUCAUCUAAUCCGACAAAUGUAAUGUUCAAUGCCUCGGGAAAUACACAGCCUACUCACAAUCACCCGAUGUUAAGGCCCGUACAUGGCACUAGCUCAGGUUUAGGUUGAAGAAAAUUUGACGUAAUGUUGUUGUUUUUGUGGUCGUUGCGUUAUGCAGUGAAACCAGAAGGAAGAAAUAUAACAAAGGAUCCAUUGUUCAUGACUCAUUAUUUUACUAGUUUUGGUAAAAUAAAAGUUAACUGGGCAGUUUGUAGGUCU